Messenger RNA from Pelodiscus sinensis (Chinese soft-shelled turtle), 642 nucleotides. Its product is annotated as hemoglobin subunit beta. The record is from RefSeq and is a predicted model, not a curated record. Gene Ontology annotation, molecular function: oxygen carrier activity; organic acid binding; oxygen binding. Gene Ontology annotation, biological process: oxygen transport; hydrogen peroxide catabolic process. Gene Ontology annotation, cellular component: blood microparticle; hemoglobin complex; haptoglobin-hemoglobin complex. Lineage: Eukaryota; Metazoa; Chordata; Testudines; Trionychidae.
AGGGCCGGCCACUCAUCUCCUCGUUCCCAUCAGCCGCCUCUGCAAGCGACCCCCUGCCCGCCACCAUGGUGCACUGGACAGCCGAGGAGAAGCAGUUCAUUACCAGCCUGUGGGGCAAGGUGGACGUGGCCGAAUGUGGGGGCGAAGCCCUGGCCAGGCUGCUGAUCGUCUACCCUUGGACCCAGCGGUUCUUCUCCUCCUUCGGGAACCUCUCCAGCCCCACGGCCAUCCUGGGCAACCCCAAGGUGCGGGCCCACGGCAAGAAGGUGCUGACCUCCUUCGGGGAGGCCGUGAAGAACCUGGACAGCGUGAAGGCCACCUACGCCAAGCUGAGCGAGCUGCACUGCAACAAGCUGCACGUGGACCCCGAGAACUUCCGGCUCCUGGGCGACAUCCUGGUGAUCGUCCUGGCCUCCCACUUCGGGAAGGAGUUCACUCCGGCCUGCCAGGCCGCCUGGCAGAAGCUGGUGGGCGUGGUGGCCCACGCGCUGGCCCACCAGUACCACUGAGCCCCCGCAGCGCCCCGCGGGAGGGAGAGAGCCGGCCUCGGUCCAGGCACACCGGCGUGGCGCGCGUGGAAAGGCCCCUCGGGGCACCAAUGGCUGUAACAGUCCAAUAAAACCCACCCUGCGCUUGCCGACA